Schistosoma margrebowiei is the source of this 666-nucleotide messenger RNA. Lineage: Eukaryota; Metazoa; Platyhelminthes; Trematoda; Strigeidida; Schistosomatidae. The record is from the annotation of a GenBank genome assembly.
AUGAGUUCCUUAUCGAAAUUUUUCAAGUCUAAGAAGAAUGAUAAACCAGAGACUCAAACGGCAAUUCAUAAGCUUAGAGAAACACAUGAAAUGCUUACAAAGAAGUCGACCUUUCUGGAAGGAAAGGUUGAUGAGCAGAUAGCUUUGGCCAAAAAAUACGGUCUUAAAAACAAAAGAAUGGCACUUCAGGCAUUGGCUCGCAAGCGUAAUUACGAGAAGCAAUUAGCUCAGAUUGAUGGAACUCUCAAUACAAUUGAUAGUCAUAUCGAAGCUCUCGAAAAUGCUGGAACAAAUGUCGAGGUUCUUAAUGCCAUGCGAUAUGGGUCAAACGCCCUAAAAAAUGUCCACAAAAACAUGACUGCUGAUGAUGUGCAGAAUAUUAUGGAUGAUAUACAAGAACAACGAGAUACAUGCCAGGAAAUCUCUAAUGUAAUAUCCACCCCUAUGGGUCUAAAUGCAGACUACGAUGAAGAUGACCUUCUUCGUGAACUUGAAGAGCUUGAGGCUGAAGGUGUUGAACAAAAAUUGCUGGAUAUUAAUCGGAUACCUCAAUUGCCCACUGUCCCAGAUUCUGAUUUGUCAAUACCUGUAGCAUCCAAAAGUGCAUCAAGUAAGAAAGCAAUUGAAGAUGACGAUAUUGGAGCACUUGCUGAAUGGGCUAAUUAA